Messenger RNA from Dama dama (fallow deer), 624 nucleotides. It is a transcript of the gene STRIT1, whose product is annotated as small transmembrane regulator of ion transport 1. Gene Ontology annotation, biological process: regulation of slow-twitch skeletal muscle fiber contraction; regulation of ATPase-coupled calcium transmembrane transporter activity. NCBI's taxonomy places the organism in Eukaryota, Metazoa, Chordata, Mammalia, Artiodactyla, Cervidae. The transcript has 3 exons. Bases 48 to 155 code for a protein of 35 amino acids. The record is from RefSeq and is a predicted model, not a curated record.
CAAAGAGGUAAGCGUGGCCCUGACUAGCCCACCCAACAACAGGAAGAAUGGCUGAGAAAGCAGAGGCUACAUUAUCUCGCUUUCUGGUCCCUAUUCUUCUCUUAAUUGGUUGGAUUGUGGGAUGCAUCGUAAUGGUUUAUGUUGUCUUCUCUUAGAAAGGCCAGAAGACUUCAGAUUGACAUCAUUUAGAAGAAUUAAGAAAAGCAUGAAAUGACAGAUUAUUAAAUGUUUCUCAUGUAAAUAACUGCAAUGUUUGACAUCAGUUUAUAAACUUACAUUUGUGAACUGUUACUUUGAACCUAAGAACCUCUUCAGAAACAUAUUUAAAAAAUAAGAACUAUAUUUACAAAUAAGAACUAUAGGAAAAUAUAGAUGAAUUUCUUUAUCACCUAAGAGUAAGAAAAAUGUUCCUAUGACUUAAAAUGCAUAAGCAAUAGGAAAACAUUAGAUAAAUUAAAUGUAAAAGAAAUAAGCUAGAAGUAAGAGAGAGAGUUCAUAGAAAACAAAAUGUAAAUGUAAACUUUGUCCCUUAAAACUCUUACAUAAUAAGAGAACUGUAAUUAACUCUGUACGGAAGAGGCAUUAUUCACCUGUCAGAUGGGGAAUAUGAAGAUAUUUGACAGU